AUGUCUGCCCUCCGCAACAGCCGGACUGCCACCGUGCAGGUCCGUGGAUUUGCUUCCUCCUCCAAGCUUCGAGUCGGGCCUGAGUCCCCUCAUUUCAUCAAUGUGCCAAAGAUUGUUCAGCCCACCAACCCCAGCAAACCUCAUGUCAGAGGUACUCUACCCGUGCCUCGCGAACUCUUCCCGGCCCGUCGAGCGGACAAGCCUCGGAAACAAUAUAUCGAUGCAGCCACACCACUCCCCCAGUCAGAGCGCACAGUGAGCCCCGACAGCAAGGAUCCCGAAAAGCAGGCGUGGAAAUACAAGAUGGCGGAUUUGCGGAGACAGAACCUGCGAGAGGGUCUCAAGGAACUGUACGCGCGCAAGAGGACCGCAGAUGGUUUAAUUGUCAGCCGCAGUCUUGAAAGUCAGAAUCGGCGGGACCGCAUUCUUCAGCAGGCUGAGCGUGAGGACGAACGCCUCACCCGGCCAUCCACCAUCCAAGCGAUGAUGCCCCAGAAACAGCCAGUUUUGCCCGACCCCAACCGGGAGGCACGUCUUGCCCUCUCUCGGGCACGCCUGGAAUCCAAGCAGGCGCAAAAAGAAGCUGAGCGCAAGCAGCACAUCCAGGCUCUGUAUAUGAAUGCUCGCACCUUCAUUACAACGGAAGAGCAGCUCGCCGCUGAGAUCGACCGGGCCUUCCCCGAGGGCGAGAAUGAGGCAUGGCGCAACGAUCACCAACCCGGCGAGAACAUCUGGAACCUGGGUAACCCCCCUACUAUCAACAGUCUUGCCAACAAGACUCGCGCCAACGAGGCUAUGCGCUGGGAUCUUAGUCAGGAACGUGUUAAGAAGCUUGCCGAGGCAAUCACUGGUGGUAAGCUUUGA
Messenger RNA from Penicillium paradoxum, 864 nucleotides. RefSeq lists its product as uncharacterized. The record is from RefSeq and is a predicted model, not a curated record. The coding region runs from base 1 to 864 and encodes 287 amino acids. The transcript has a single exon. Lineage: Eukaryota; Fungi; Ascomycota; Eurotiomycetes; Eurotiales; Aspergillaceae.